CUUCUUUGUGCCAUACUAUAGACUUCAUUUUUCAGCGUACUUUUGCAUCGAGAUACCCAACCGUAAUCAACAGAAAUAAAAGUCAUGGAUAUGUCUGGGAUGACCAUGGCUACGGCCUCGACCACAGCUUCUGCUGCGUCGUCUGCUAUGACUUCGAUGAGCAGCAUGUCUAGCAUGGAUAUGGGGACCGGGAGCUGCAAAGUAUCUAUGCUGUGGAACUGGGAUACAAUUGAUACAUGCUUCAUAUCAAAGUCCUGGCACAUCACCUCCCACGGCAUGUUCGCCGGUUCCUGCAUCGGCGUCAUCCUACUAGUCAUGACACUCGAAUUCCUCCGACGUCUCUCCAAGGAAUACGACCGCUACAUCCUGCAGCGCUUUAAGCGAGAAAUCGCCCUCGAUGCAUCCUACAAGCGAGCGCAAAAGGCCACGGGUGUAGAAAGCUCCUGCUGUGUUCCCGAAAACGACUCUAAUACCGGUGACAAGAACGGCACCACCACCACUAUGAACAACAAUAAUCCUCUCUUCUGUGCUGGAGCAGCACCAACGAUCCGCUUCCGCCCGACUUUCGCCCAGCAGAGCAUUCGCGCCCUGUUGCAUAUGGUCACCUUUGCGGUUGCGUAUUUUGUGAUGUUAUUGGCUAUGUAUUACAAUGGGUACUUUAUUAUUUGUAUCUUUAUUGGUGCAUAUCUUGGCGGGUUUGUGUUUACGUGGGAAAGCAUCAGUAUUGCGUCUGAACCGACUCCUGCUGGGACAGCGGCGACGGAGGAAGUGACCGUGUGUUGCGGAUGAUAUGAAUAGAGUGCUGAACGGAUAGUACAUAUGUAAAGGGCAUGAUAUUGUGAUACCAUUAGUGAAUAGCUCAAUAGACUUAUUUACCUCUACUAUAUUAAGGACUUAAAGUUGAAGCUUCUGGAGCGAUCGAUAUUUAAUCAAAUUAAAAUAAACGCAAACAUCAAUUGAUAUUGAG
Messenger RNA from Talaromyces proteolyticus, 967 nucleotides. RefSeq names its product Ctr copper transporter family-domain-containing protein. Gene Ontology annotation, molecular function: copper ion transmembrane transporter activity. The record is from RefSeq and is a predicted model, not a curated record. Lineage: Eukaryota; Fungi; Ascomycota; Eurotiomycetes; Eurotiales; Trichocomaceae. Gene Ontology annotation, cellular component: membrane. Gene Ontology annotation, biological process: copper ion transmembrane transport. The transcript has 4 exons. Bases 85 to 789 code for a protein of 234 amino acids.